AUGUUUUCCAUCGCCGAGCCCCAGCUCGUGGCUGCCUGCGGAGACGCAUCUGAGGUAGACGAAACAUCGCCAUUGCUGGCCGUAAGCUCACAAGAGGAUGCCCAAUGUGUUGAUCUAGAAAGCCAAAAGGGCGUGGCCCGGAGGGAGUCUUUCGGAAGCCGAAUGGCCAGCAUUCUCUCUCUUGUCAGCAACCCGAAGCACUGGGACCGCAACGCGCUCUGGGAUAAUGUUGUUGUCGCUCCAGUGGCCUGCUUUCCGGCCGUCGUGGUCGGCCUGCUUCUCAACAUCUUGGAUGCCUUGUCAUAUGGGAUCUCAAUGUUCUACGUGAGCUGCAUCAUCUCGCAGUUGACCAUUUCGACGGGAAGCAUCUUCAAGGGCGGAGUUGGCUCCGAAUUGAUCGAAGUCGUGCCCUUCUUCCACAACAUGGCUGCCACCAUCACCAAUACGGUUGGGGAAGACAAACCCGACGCCGUCAUCGCAACCACCAUCACCUCGUACGCACUGAGCUCGAUGUUUACGGGUGCCUUGUUCUAUCUGAUGGCCAAAUUCAAAGCUGGUUAUCUCAUUAGUUUCAUUCCCCAUCACAUUCUACUCGGAUGCAUCGGGGGCGUCGGGUGGUUCCUAGUUGUCACGGGAUUCGACGUGACUGCGCGGAUGGACGGCGGCCUAAAGUACGACUUGGACACGCUCAAGCGCCUCGUGCAGGCUGACACCGUCCCCCUUUGGAUCAUCCCUCUUACACUUGGUGUCAUCUUAUUUUAUGGCCAGCCCAGAAUCCGGUCCAAAUAUUUUCUCUCGCUAUAUAUCCUCGCCAUCCCCGCAGCCUUCUACGCAUUAACUGGGGUAUUGAACGAGCCAAACCUGGACCGCCUUAGAAGGCGGGGUUGGGUGUUCACCGGUCCACCUGCAGAUGAGCCUUGGUGGCACUUCUAUACGCUGUACAAGCUGGACCAAGUGCACUGGGGAGCCAUUGCGCAUUGCCUCCCUACAAUGCUCGCCCUGACCUUCUUCUCCAUCCUCCAUGUCCCCAUCAACGUCCCGUCCCUCGCCCUCAACCUGGGCAAAGAUGACGUCGACGUGGACCAUGAGCUCAAGCUACACGGCUACUCGAAUUUCCUGUCCGGGCUGGCCGGUAGCAUACAAAACUAUCUCGUCUACUCCAACAGCCUACUCUUCAUGCGCUCCGGAGGGAACUCUCGGCUUGCUGGAAUCGAGCUGGCCGUGUUUACUUUUCUUAUCAUGUUGAUCGGCCCUUCGCUGAUCGGCUUCAUUCCUGUCAUGAUGGUCGGCGUACUCAUAUUUGACCUCGGAUUCGAGCUGCUCUGUGAGGCUGUGUGGCUGCCGCGGAAGACACUGAAGCCUGUCGAGUACUUCACCGUGGUGACGAUCAUCCUCAUCAUGGGUAUUUACAACUUCAUGAUCGGCAUCGGCGUGGGCAUUGUGAUGGGGUUCAUGUCAGCAGCUUUUAUACAGCAAUAA
Messenger RNA from Chaetomium globosum CBS 148.51, 1479 nucleotides. RefSeq lists its product as uncharacterized. The coding region runs from base 1 to 1479 and encodes 492 amino acids. Gene Ontology annotation, cellular component: membrane. Lineage: Eukaryota; Fungi; Ascomycota; Sordariomycetes; Sordariales; Chaetomiaceae. The record is from RefSeq and is a predicted model, not a curated record. The transcript is spliced from 4 exons.